This is a messenger RNA of Porites lobata, 1158 nucleotides long. The record is from the annotation of a GenBank genome assembly. NCBI's taxonomy places the organism in Eukaryota, Metazoa, Cnidaria, Anthozoa, Scleractinia, Poritidae.
AUGACCAUGCAAGAUCUUGAUGCAUGCAAAGGAGGGGGAUGGACGCUGAUAAUGAAGAUCGAUGGCUCAAAGGUAUUAAAAGUUAAAUUUUUAAAAGCUGAUUAACUACGUGGUCGCUCAUUAACAAGCUUACUCUCCCUAUUAAGGAAAACUUUUAAUGCUAGUCAGAGCAAAAUGCAAGGAGUUCAAUGCUUACCUGUUUUAAGACUAGUAGAUGAAAUAUAUAUUCAGCUUAAGACAAAGUAUGAACAAGGAAAUGGCAGCAGUAAUAGACUAGACAAGUGAGCUCAAGCAAAGGCGUUGUGAGUGACUCACGUCAACUGGAAAUGAUGCCUUCUCCCUUUUAUCAUGCCUUAACGCUACCAAAUUUGUAUUGCUAAGUGUGUUAACUCAAACAGAGACGAUUUGGACGUAAAUCUCGGCAAAAGUACUGCCCAAGAAAAGACGUCUACUUUCGGUUGACAUGCGUCGCUCAAAAACGUCUUUGCUUAAAUUCCCCAGUGAGACCAAUUGAAGCGACUAGACCUGACUUUCAGACCAUAUUUCAGUUCCCAAAGAGAUACAACAGCAAACUGACCAACUACUCUUUGUUUCAAAUGCACCCCCCAGGACACGUUUCGUUACUAUUCUGUUCUCUGGAAGAACACAAACGACUUCAACCUUCUAGGUGGGAAGACUGGGUUGGACACUAACGAGACCAAGUUACCGACUUAUUGGAACACACCGUUUAACAAGAUCUGUCUUGGAAUGAAGGUCGAUCAGCAUUUCAAGUCUGUUGUCAUCAAACAUCAAGCCACAUCCCUGUACUCACUGAUCGAAGAUGGCAAAUACCGACCUACUUCACUGGGCCGUGACACGUGGAAGGAGCUCAUUGGGUCUCACGCCUCUUUGCAACGCAACUGUAACAAGGAGGGAUUUAACGUUCGAUGUAGCGUUGGUCGCCAUUCCAAAGCGAGAAUUGGUAUCGUUGCUAACAAUGAAGACGAUUGUGGCACCUGCGACUCCAGAAUCGGGUUUGGCACUGGAGGACAUCCUGAUGCUUCCAACACGUGUGGCAACCAGCACAUCACAGCGAUGGGAUACAUCUUGGUCCAAUAACAGCUGUAAUUCGCUGAGAAACUGUUUUCUAACCGCCGUCUAAAAAGGCAGAAGUGGGCC